AUUUUCUAUUUUGUACAUACAUUGAUUUGUAUAUACUGUAUAUGAUGACUUCGGUGGGCAGUGAACGUACUCGGGGCACUCGAGAAAAAACACAGAUUCCAGCCACGCAACUGACACAACCCCAGAAACCAGUAGUCCAGGCCACAGCCGAGCAGAUUCGCCUGGCCCAAAUGAUAUACGAUAAGAACGACAGAGACUUUGAGGAUAAAGUGAAACAAUUGAUGGAAGUGACUGGGAAGAAUCAGGAUGACUGCAUCGUAGCUCUGCACGAUUGUAAUGGUGACGUGAACAGAGCAAUCAACCUCUUGCUGGAAGGAAGCUCAGAUACAACUUCGUGGGAGACGGUAGGAGGCAAGAAGAAAAGCCUUGGAAAAGAGAGCUCAGAAAACAAAGAGAACAGAGAAAAGCGAGGGGACAGAGAAGUCAUCCGUGGAUGGGGAACUUCCAGCCGACGAGGAAGAGGCAGCCGCGGGCGAGAGUUUAGAGUCGAAGAAAAUGGAGUAGAAAUGCCACCUGGCGAACGGCCUUCCGAUCGUGGGAAACGUGGAAAAGGGAGAGGUAAAGUACCGGAUUUGGACGAGCCAGAGGAAGAGGAACUGGGAGAUUUUCAGCCCAAGGCAUGGG
This is a messenger RNA of Protobothrops mucrosquamatus (brown spotted pit viper), 624 nucleotides long. RefSeq names its product ubiquitin-associated protein 2. Gene Ontology annotation, cellular component: cytoplasm; nucleus. The record is from RefSeq and is a predicted model, not a curated record. The transcript is spliced from 6 exons. The annotation marks the transcript as partial. Lineage: Eukaryota; Metazoa; Chordata; Lepidosauria; Squamata; Viperidae. Gene Ontology annotation, molecular function: protein binding.